GGCCGGGCCGGUCGCGCGCCGCCAAUCCGCGCGCUGCAAGAUGGCGGCUGCGGGAAGCGUGGCGCGGGGCGGCGGGCGGGCGCCGUAGGGCCGCGGCGGCUGGGCUCCCGCGGCGCCCCGCAUGGAUCCCGGCGGCAGCCAGCCGGACCCCGGCCUCUCGCAGCGGGGCACGCCCUGCCUGAUCGUGGCGGACUCGCAGCCCGAGAGCGUGGGCCCGGAGGAGGACGCGGAGCAGGCCUGCCUCGGCGUGCUCGCCCGCCGGCUGCCGGUCCGAAGGAGCCCGAGCCCCGUGCUGGAGAUCGUCCGCGGCCCUGCCGGCGGCCGGGCGCCCGCGGGCGGCGGGGCGGACAGGGAGCGACCCGCAGGUGAGAGCGGGGCGCGGGGGCGCGCCGUGCUUGCGGAGCCGAUGGAGAGCCCUGCCCGCCCGGACGCUGCCGGCCCGCGCAGCCGCGUCGCUGAGGAGGCGCCGCCGCCCGGCGGGGAGAGCAGUGCCUCUGUAAAGACUGAAGAAAGAGUUGGAAGCGAUGUUGAGGACUGUCCUACCUCGCCAUGUGUAGAAGGUAUCUUCUCCGCCUCAGAUACAGGCAUGUCACAGCUGCCUUUUGGAGCUCUAGAGCUCUCACAGAGCCAGGACUUUGAGAGUGACUUUGUGCCCAAUGAAGAAGAUGCUAGGCAUCAGUUUCGCUCUGGAGCUGCUAUCCCAUCUUCUUCCAGACCUUCAAAGAGUGAUUCUAAAGAUGAACUGAACGUGCAUAACAGGCAAAUUGUCUCAGGCAUAGAAACGCAUGUUGCUUUGGAGAGCCAGCCAGAGGAGUUUGAAAGAGCUCUGCAGGAAGGGGAACAGGAUACCACGAAAGAAAUGCCUGUCUCUGAUCCAUUUAAAAGUGAGAAAUCCGCUGGCAUUUGUCAUGAGGAGUUGGAUAUCUUGUCAACUCAGGAAGAGAUGUUUCCCGAGAAUAAUGUAACAGGGAAUGGCUGUCCUGUAACCAGGGUGGAAGAGGGAAGUUCUCUGGCAUGCACCCCUGCCCGCAGUCUGCACCUCCUGCAGCUCUCUGGACAGGGAUCUCUUGUACAGCAGAGUCAUUCCACUGGCUCUUCAGGCCUAGUCGUUCCAUCUCCUGUUGCCUUUGGAUCCAGUGCUCUCGUCCCUAGCAGCCCUACUGAACAGGAGCAAGCAAAAGAUGAACAGAUGGAUAUCUCUAUCCCAUCACAAGAAAGAGAGCUGAUGCAGGAGGAGCAGCAGAGGGGAGAGGCGCUAGUGGAAAUAGCUAUCCCAUGUAUCCCACCAGGACCUUCUGUCCUCCCACAGGCUUCAACUCCAGUGUCCCAGAGUGCCCCAGCCUUCUUUCCUGCAUCUUUACCUAUACCAUCACAACCAGAGUUCUCUCAUGUGAGGGUUCAUGAUAUUUUUGUUCCAACUCAGAGCCCAGAGAAGAGACAUGAAGGAGAAGAAAAAACUGUUGCUUUAACCUGUUCGUGCUUACCAGGAAACCUCUCUGGAACCACAGAUGUUUUGUCAAAGGUGCCUAUAGGGGACUCUGUGCCACAGCCUUCGGAGUCGUGUAGUCUGAUCCUUUCUGUAAGUGAAUGUAGCGAGUCUACAAAAGCAGAAAUCAGUUCAGGCUCUCUGAAAACUAGCCAAGAUAGUGAAACUUUACGGGUACAGAAGGUUCCUGAAUGCAAGGCCUCAGACUUGAGCCUUUGUGCUGUGGAGAAUGACAACACAAAACUGAGACUGGAUGCAGGCCAUCAAGCCCUCUCUGAGAACUGUGAAAAAGCAAAAAAAGAGGGUAUAAAAACUGCAGGAAAGCCUGUAAUGCAGUUAGUUAAUGCAGGUGAAGCAGGAAAUGAGUCACUAGCCCUUACAGCUCAUCAGGAUCAUGGGUGUAUUUCUGGAAGUCAAGCUGCUGAACAUCAGUCUGGUCAGCCUGCGAUUUUGUCCUGUACUCAGGGCAGAGAAGCACAGUCUGAGGGUUAUCCAUUGGAAGAGAGUUCUGAACCUGAGGCAGUUCCUGAGACUCAAUGUGAAGAACAAGAAGAAAAGCUGCAAGUAGAAGAGAAGCAAAUAAACAAAGAUGAGUCUAUUGUUAACAUAGCCCUUUCUCAGAGGUUUAUCCUUGAAAGGGAAGUACAGAGUCAUGAAGACAUGGAAGUGGAUUUUGCUGGUGGCUCUGGUAAAAAUAGCAAAAAAUUGUCUGGUCAUACUGAAGAAUUAGGAAAGGUUGGACCAGAAUGCUGUGUAAAAGAAACUUUACAAGACUGUACUUCUGGCAUUGGAGAGGCAAAGAACAUGGAUAAACUGUCCUCUAAAGCUACUUCAGAAAACAUGCCAAAACUCAGUAAAGUUUUAUCUAAGCCUUCUGUAGGGGUGUUAAUGGAACAGCAUAACAAUUUGUUUCCUAGAUUAAAGACUGACAUUCCAUCAGAAGUGGCAUUGUGUGUGAAAAGCCACCCAGAUGGUUCAGAAUUAGACCAGGCAAUGAAAAUGGAGAAUCACACACCACUGCAGGAGAAGGGGGUUGACGUGCUUGUGGCUCAGCAGGAGAAUUGUAUACAGAAGAGUACAGAGGAUACUGCUAUGACAAGGAAUCUGGAGCAAGAAGAGAAGAUGCAGCCACAGGAGAGGGUAGCUGCUAAGUCUCCCAGUCCUUCCAAUGGAACUCCAUUUCAUUUUACUUUGCCAAAGGAGGGUGAUAUCAUUCAGCCCUUGACCAGCAUAACACCACCUCUUACUGGCCAGCUUAAAAUGGGACCUAGAAGACACAGCACGCCAAUUGUGGCUGAUAGUUGUCCAGACAGCACUAUAGCAACUAGUGAUGUUACAGCUGAGGGUACAAUGGGGACCAACAAUGUCACCAUGGAAAGUGCAGUGGUAUCAACGGAUGUGUCAGAAGUGUGUGAAAAAGGAGAUUCUCAUGUAGUUCCUGAGGCUGAUGCAAAACUCUCUCUGCAAAUGAACCUUGUUACCCCUGUGAAUGAUGGGAGUGAGGAAUCCCUGCGAUUCUGCUUGGAAAAGCCUACAGCCAGUGACAGGAAAAAUGGAUCUGCUGCUGCUGCCAGCUCCCAGAAAGCAUCAUCUGUGUUCAGUCGUGUCUGUGAAGUUCGGCGAGAGGAUGAGGCCAGAGGCCAUGACCUUUCAGCUUCUCCAUAUAGGGGGAAUCUAUUCAGUUUUCCUGGCACAGAAGAAGAUGAUGAAUUAUGUAAAAAUCCCAGUCAGCAGUGCCGGCAACACAGAGCAGAUGACAGUGGUAGACAGUUCCUAAUUCCUCGGAGGAUGCAACAGGGCUGCCAUCAACAACCUCUCUGUGCAGAGGAGAGGGAGUGUGUGGAGACUGGUACUAUUAGCACUCAGAUGGAAGAAGGGACAAGAACGCAGAAGAAACCAAGUAAAGCUGUUGCAAUUAAUGAAAGCCAAGAGAAGCAAGCAAAUACUAAUAAUAAAGGGAUUCAAACUGCAGCAGACUGUCAUUUUACCCCAACAACUGUUACAGUAGCAACACAAACAGCAGAAGGAAUCUGUAGGCGAGUGGAUGUGGGAACCAGUAUGUCUGGGCAAAGACUUGGUCGACAAGAUGCGAACAUCCAAACUGAGGAGAGUGGGGAAAAGCUUGUGAAUGCAUCUGGAGAAGACACAGACUCUCUGCACAGUCAGGGAGAGGAGGAAUUUAACCUUCUUCACCCACCUAGAGGCCAGGUUCAACGUCGCCACAUGCGAACUGUUCGAGAGGUGCGCACUGUUGUUACCCGUGUUAUAACAGAUGUUUACUAUGUAAAUGGUGCAGAGGUAGAACGAAAAGUAGUUGAGGAAACUGAGGAGCCUAUAGUGGAGUGCCAGGAGUGUGAGACAGACACAUCCUCCUCUAGAACAGCAGUGGGAUCAUCACUGACCUCAGGGGACCUUGGUGAUGUCAGUUCCUUCUCAUCUAAGGCCUCAAGCCUCCACCGCACAUCCAGUGGAGCAAGCAGUGGUCACUCUGCAACACACAGCAGCAGCUCAGCACGAGGAACUGGAGCUGUCAAAGGGAAAAUGUGUGGUGCGGAAACUGGAGAGUUUGUUUUACCCAUUGGCAGAGGUACCUUAGGAAGACUAAGCCCUAGGAAAGGAGCUGGUCAGCCAGCAUCUCCUCUCAGAGUUAGCCAGACAGGAGCGCUUCUGUGUGAGGAAGAGGAGGACUCUAUGCUUGGUACUCGUCAGGGUGGCAGAGCACCUGUUACACCUCGUGGGCGAGGAAGAAGAGGCCGCCCACCAUCUCGAACAACAGCAACAAGAGAUUUAGCUGGAAUUCCAGGUGUAGAGGAUCUCUCAACUACAGCAUCACCUGAGGAGAAAUCAUUUGUUCGUGCAGUUCGCCAGCCAGAUGGAGGGGAGAAAUCUGACACUUCUGGCUUCUGUGCCUUACGUCGAAGUGACUCUCCAGAAAUCCCGUUACAAGUGGUGACUGGUCCUUCAGACUGUGCAGACUCAUCCUCUGGGAGCAGCUUUGUGGGCCUCAGGGUUGUAGCAAAGUGGUCUUCAAAUGGGUACUUCUAUUCUGGAACGAUAACCCAAGAUGUUGGGGCAGGGAAGUACAAGCUGCUUUUUGAUGAUGGGUAUGAAUGUGAUGUGCUAGGAAAAGAUAUUUUACUCUGUGACCCUAUCCCACUGGAAACUGAGGUGACUGCACUCUCAGAGGAUGAGUACUUCAGUGCAGGUGUAGUGAAAGGACACCGGAAAGAGUCUGGAGAGCUAUAUUACUGCAUUGAAAAGGAAGGCCAGCGGAAGUGGUACAAACGAAUGGCUGUUAUCCUGUCUAUGGAACAAGGAAAUAAGCUCCGGGAGCAGUUUGGGCUAGGCCCUUAUGAACCUGUCACCCCCCUGGCGAAGGCAGCUGACAUCAGUCUCGAUAAUCUUGUGGAGGGGAAGCGGAAGCGACGUAGUAACCUUGCUUCUCCCAGCACUUCCAGCAGUAGCACAACUCCCACUCGUAAAGGGCUGGAGAGUCCACGCAUCCCACCAGGUGUGCUGUCUGGGAAGAGGAAGCUUGUCGCUUCUGAAGAAGAGAGAUCCCCAGCUAAACGUGGCCGCAAGUCAGCAACAAUGAAGCCUGGGGCUGUGAGAGCAGGAGAGUUUGUGAGCACCUGUGAAGGUGUAGAUGCUGUAGAUCCCCCAGUUCUGGAGGACCAUCAUGGACCAUUGCCCCACAAUAAGACACUCUUUUUGGGUUAUGCCUUUCUUCUCACCAUGGCAACACCCAGUGACAAAUUGGUCAAUCGCCAGAAAACAUCAGAUGGUCCUGCAGGGAGUAGUGAAGAAGAAGAAGAAUUUUUAGAUAUGACUCCAUACAACAAACAUUAUAUAGCACAACAGCUGCGAGCAGGAGCCGGCUAUAUCUUGGAAGACUUUAAUGAAACCCAGUGUAAUGCAGCGUAUCAGUGUCUUUUAAUUGCGGACCAGCACUGUCGAACUCGGAAAUACUUGCUGUGCCUUGCCAGAGGAAUCCCUUGUGUGUCUCAUAUCUGGGUCCAUGAUAGCUGUCAUGCUAACCAGCUUCAAAAUUACCGGAAUUACCUUUUGCCAGCUGGUUAUAGCCUCCAGGAGCAAAAACUGCUAGAAUGAUUUACCUCUAAUGCCAAGGUGGCUGCCAUAUACACAAAAAAGUCUGCUGGGAAGAAAGAUUUCAGUCUCCUCUUAAGGAAGAAUCGGGCAAGAUUUCCCACACACUUGGCUGACCUCUCUAAUUGCUCAGAAAUGGACAAAGGAGAGCUGGCACAUUUUGAAGUCAGGUUCUGUAUUUUCUGUGGAAUUUAAUCCGGAAGGUCUGUUCGAAGAGAACAGAUGUCAGGUCAAACUUCUCAGGUAAGGUGAGGAACAGACAAAAGCAGUUUUCAGAUCCCCAUAGGCUUUUGGGCAGGAGACUGAUGUCAUCUUGCUCAGCCCUGUCAAAGUGGAGAUGUUUCGGACAUGCACAGGAAAGGUGAUUCAGGAUCAAGGAGGAGGCUAGCCUAGCUCUGAAUUUAGGCUGCCAUGCACAUUGCCAGUGUGGUCUGGCUCUGUUUUUAUUACCUAUAAAUAGAGAAUUGUUCCAGGUGUUUUGGGGUGGUGGUAAGAGGGCAGGUCACUGUAUACAAGAUACUCAAAGAACUAAUAUGGGAGCCAGUAAGGUGACAAGGGGAAAUAGAUAAUGGUCUUCAAAUAAAAGCUCAGAUUAUCAGGUAUUUGUAGCAAUCUGCAAUUCCCUUUCUU
Molecule: messenger RNA, 6223 nt
Organism: Anas platyrhynchos (mallard)
Lineage: Eukaryota; Metazoa; Chordata; Aves; Anseriformes; Anatidae
Gene: TP53BP1
Product: tumor protein p53 binding protein 1
Biological process (GO): DNA damage checkpoint signaling; positive regulation of transcription by RNA polymerase II
Cellular component (GO): nucleus
Molecular function (GO): histone binding
Source: RefSeq, a predicted model, not a curated record